Thalassophryne amazonica is the source of this 3674-nucleotide messenger RNA. RefSeq names its product VPS53 subunit of GARP complex (gene vps53). Gene Ontology annotation, cellular component: GARP complex. NCBI's taxonomy places the organism in Eukaryota, Metazoa, Chordata, Actinopteri, Batrachoidiformes, Batrachoididae. Gene Ontology annotation, biological process: retrograde transport, endosome to Golgi. The record is from RefSeq and is a predicted model, not a curated record.
CAAAGGAAGAAAGAGGGCGAGGCUUCCUGACCAGGAAGUGCAAUGCUCGACCGGUGUUGUGUGUUGUGUUGUUUUAUUUUGACGUGAUGGAGGAGGAAGAAUUUGAGUUUGCAGAAGAUUUGGAAGCUAUUUUACAUUUAACCCCAGAGGUGCAGUUAGCUAUUGAACAGGUUUUCCCCAGUCAAGACCCACUGGACAGAGCAGAUUUCAAUGCUGUAGAAUACAUCAACACAUUGUUUCCAACCGAGCAGUCAUUGGCUAAUAUUGAUGAUGUUGUAAACAAGAUUCGUCUUAAGAUUCGCCGUCUAGAUGACAACAUCAGGACAGUGGUGAGAGGCCAGACCAAUGUGGGCCAGGAUGGCAGACAGGCAUUGGAGGAGGCUCAGAUCGCCAUCCAGCAGCUCUUUGGCAAAAUUAAAGAUAUCAAGGACAAGGCAGAAAAGUCAGAGCAAAUGGUUAAGGAGAUUACAAGAGACAUAAAGCAGUUGGACCAUGCCAAGCGUCACCUCACUACAUCCAUCACCACGCUCAACCACCUGCACAUGCUGGCAGGAGGCGUGGACUCUUUAGAAGCCAUGACCAGAAAGAGGCAGUAUGGUGAAGUGGCCAACUUGCUGCAGGGAGUGGUCAAUGUGCUCGAACACUUCCACAAGUACAUGGGCAUACCCCAGAUUAGGCAGCUUUCAGAGAGAGUAAAAGCAGCUCAGAGUGAGUUGGGGACUCAGAUCUUAGCAGAUUUUGAAGAGUCCUUUCCUUCCCAGGGCUCCAAGAGACCAGGUGGUCCCAGUAAUGUGCUGAGAGAUGCGUGUCUGGUAGCCAAUGUUCUGGAUCCCCGUAUCAAACAGGAGAUCAUCAAAAAGUUCAUCAGGCAGCACCUCUUGGAGUACCUCGUACUCUUCCAGGAAAACCAAGAUGUUGCAUGGCUGGACAAGAUUGAUCGACGAUAUGCCUGGAUCAAGCGGCAACUGGUGGACUACGAGGAGAAAUAUGGACGAAUGUUUCCUGAAGAGUGGUGCAUGACAGAACGCAUUGCUGUGGAGUUUUGCCACAUUACUAGGACGGAGCUAGCCAAAGUAAUGCGGACACGUGCAAAGGAGAUUGAGGUGAAGUUGCUUCUGUUUGCCAUUCAGAGGACGACGAACUUUGAGGGUCUGCUGGCCAAACGUUUUACAGGAUCCACUUUGACUGACGCCCCUGGACACAAGAGACCAGAGAGCCCACUAGACCCCACUAACCCUUUCCUGGAGGAUGAGCCAAGUGAAGAUGUGGGAACAGAGAAGGCUGAUGAUCUGGCUAAGCCCAGGAAGCCCAAAGCUCCAGACAACCCUUUCCAUGGCAUUCUGUCCAAGUGUUUUGAACCUCAUCUGUAUGUCUACAUAGAAUCCCAAGACAAGAAUUUGGGUGAACUAAUUGAUCGCUUCGUUGCCGACUUCCGAGUGCAGGGACCCCCCAAGGCAGGCCCAGAUGAGGGCGGAGCCGUGCUGCCUAGCUGUGCUGACCUCUUUGUCUAUUAUAAGAAAUGCAUGGUGCAGUGCUCCCAGCUGAGCACUGGAGAGCCCAUGAUCGCCCUGACAACCAUCUUCCAGAAAUUCUUACGAGAAUACGCCUGGAAGAUCCUCUCUGGCAACCUGCCAAAGUCCAGCAGCAACAGUGGAGGUCUUACAAUCAGCAGCCUGCUGAAAGAGAAAGAAGGCCCAGAAGCAGCCAAGUUCACUGUGGAUGAGCUCUGCCUAAUCUGUAGCAUCCUUAGUACGGCUGAGUACUGUCUGGCUACCACGCAACAGCUGGAAGAGAAGCUCAAAGAGAAAGUUGAUAAAGUUUUAGUGGAAAGAAUUAAUUUGACUGGGGAGAUGGAUACAUUUAGCACGGUUAUCUCAAACAGUAUCCAACUACUUGUUCAAGAUCUUGACGCUGCCUGCGACCCUGCUCUUACAGCGAUGAGCAAGAUGCCUUGGCAGAAUGUGGAGCACGUGGGUGACCAGAGUCCUUAUGUGACAUCAAUCAUUAUGCACAUUAAGCAGAACGUGCCGAUUAUACGAGACAGUCUGGCUUCUACACGCAAAUACUUUACCCAGUUCUGCAUCAAGUUCACAAACUCUUUCAUUCCCAAAUUUAUCAACCACCUAUUCCGAUGCAAGCCUAUCAGCAUGGUGGGAGCUGAACAACUCCUCUUAGACACUCACUCCUUGAAGACCGUUCUGUUGGACAUGCCCUCCAUAGGUUCACAGGUUCUCCGCAAGGCACCUGCCAGUUACACAAAGAUUGUGGUGAAAGGCAUGACACGGGCAGAGAUGAUCCUGAAGGUGGUAAUGGCCCCACACGAACCAGCAGUGGUGUUUGUUGAUAACUACAUUAAACUCCUGGCAGAUGGUAAUCCUGAGACCUUCCAGAAGAUUCUGGACAUGAAGGGUUUGAAGCGCAGCGAACAAAGCAGCAUGCUGGAUCUUUUCAGGCAGAGAUUACCUGCUCCUCCCUCCGGGGCCGAUGGCGGACCCUCGCUUUCCUUCAGUGCCCCCACGCCGGAGCAGGAGUCCUCCCGCAUCCGCAAACUAGAGAAACUCAUCAAGAAGAGACUGUGAAUCCAUGCACUGAACACAGAGCAGCAAACUAGGAAGGAUUUUCUUUUUUCCCCUCCUCCCCAUUCAACGUCUUGAAUGUAAAAAAAAAAACAAAACAAAACAAAAAAAACUAAAAGUUACAGAAAGACAAACAAUUGACUGGUAUUUCUCUCUCUCUCUCUCCUUGAUAUGAAACUGAAGUAAUGUUGAAUUGUGAAGCAUCUUUCUCCACCACUGCAUCAUGUUGGCAUGCGUUUGCACAAAUCUGUUUUACAGCAUACACUCGGUACAUUGUCGCAAUAUAUUUGCACUUAAACGACUGAUUGUAGUGCUUUUAACUAUAUACUUAAGUAGAAUGACUUGAGGCAGCCUGAUUUCAACUAAAAAGUCUGUUUUCUGAAUGCAGAGUGAAAUGUUUAAUUUCAAGUCGGGAUACCAGUUUGAAUAAUCACUGCAAUCCAUUGAAGGCGGGCACGCGUCAUUAGUGUCCGGGGAGGGGUGUUUUUUGUUGUUGUUUUUUUCUUUUUCAUGGUGGCCUUGAGUGACUCACUGACUUACUGUUAAGAAUUCCCAAGUCCAGGACAAAGUGGAUCUUUGGAUUUGCUGAGUUCUCAGUGAAGACACGAGUCUGGUCUCUGUGUUGGCAUUUAAACCUCCCCGUAGGUUGACUUGCAAAUCACAAGCAGCUAGCUUAAAUCCUUUAAACUUGGUGGCUUCCCACUAGGGAGAGAAGAAGACAUGUACAAAAUGUGUACAUGUGCACGAUUGAUAUCUCAUAAAGCAGUUGUAAAUAUUAUUUGAUUGUUGAAAGCUCUUGUGUUAAAUUGCAUUAAUAUGAAUACAUGGUUGUGCUUCAGUGAGAUAAAGCUGCACACAAUGUGAUGUGCUUUUCUUAAUACUAACCCUGAUCUGUCCUCAGUAGCAAGAAGUACAUCGGUGUCUGGAAACCCGAGCGUGGUUUGAGGUUAUUCUUUGGUAACUCUUUACUAUGUUGUUGAAGAUGAAAUAAAUGUUAACACAUUUACUGUACACAUUCCUGCCACCAGGUGCAAACUGUGACUUGUUCGCAUCGUCUUAUUUUCCACAUGAAACUGUUACCAUUAAAACAGUUUAUCU